AUGGACACGCUUUCGAGCGAUUUUGUUUGGAAAACUAGGAAAGCGACCACGAGUAAUGGCCAUCCGGUGGUGGUUUUGCCGACCGUGACGGGUUUCUCGUCGCUGUCGGUCAACAAACACAGGCCACCCGAGAAAUGCCGCCGGCGCCGUCAACGCGCGCAACACCACAGCGGCAGACCUUGCAAACAUCCUUUGGACGUCAGCCGCCAAAAGGUGUUCUUCAUGAAGCCCGCCGGCGGAGGAUACGUACGGUGUAAGAUCGGCAAGCAGAUCGAUGUCGCUCCGGCAGCGGAUGGCAACGACCAAGAGCCGAAGAAGGGCAGGCCCAAAGGAUCAAAGAACAAAAACAAGUACGAGCCGCUCGGUCACGGAUUCACGGACAAAUCGUUCGUGUACACCGUGGACGCGGAGUGUGUGGCGUGCGACCUGUCGCCGGGAAGCGACCUGUUAGCGCACGCCCUGGAACGCCACAAGGACAACUGCCCCACAUGCGGUGGAUGGUUUGGCGAACAACUUACCGAACACUUUGGAACGCACGCCACCACGAAACAAACCUACCUGACGGUCACGUGCCACGUGUGUUUCAGUUGCGGUGAAAAAUACGGCAACUCAGACUUAUUACGAGCACACGUGCUGGACGUGCACGUUCGAAAGUCCACGCAAUUGAAGUGCUGCAUUUGUGGACAUUCACCGGCCCAGAACACCGUGAUGGCCCUGCGGCAGCACGUGUCCGUUAUGCACUCGGACAGUGAUCCCGCGACGAUGCCGGACACGUGCGGUUACUGUGACCAGCGACCCGGCCGCAACACUCUUGUAACACACUUGUUCGACAAGCACCUUUCCAAGGCCACGGUGAGCCUGGCGUGUUUACUCUGCGAAAAGCAGUGCGAGAAUCUCGAGGCAAUGGUCGACCACCUGGUCGGCGAGCACUGUACCGUCAAGACGUUCAGACGGCCGGCCGUGUACCGGUGCCAGUCGUGCCACAUCGGCUUCAAAACCCAAACCAGCGUACUGAGGCACCCGUGCGGCUUAAUAAAAAACCUAUACUGUGAAAAGUGCGAUAAGAUGUUCCCGUCCAAAAUGAGGCUCGCUUUCCACCUGCAGUUUCACGACCAUCCCGUUUACCCGACCAUGCAUCUACACUGCGACGUGUGCCUGGUCGAAAUGGAAGACGAAUGCCAUCUGUACGACCACAUCCGCUUUCAGCACGAAGUGUGUGAGAAGUCGGUGUGCGAGACGUGCGGCCGGACGUUCAAGACGUCCAUGGGCCUUAGCAUUCACCGUCGGUAUCAUGUCGGCGACAGACACUACACGUGCAAGACUUGCGGCAAAUCUUUCCUCAACCGAUCCACGCUGAAAGAACACGAAAUAUCGCACAUGGACGUCAAACCGUUCCGGUGCCAUAUAUGCAACCAAUAUUUGAGCCGAGCUUCGCGUCUCCGGUCACACGUCAAGUCGCACAAAGCGGCCGAAUCGACUGUGCAGCGUUGCUACUACUGUACGGUUUGCUGUUUUGUAGCGCCCAACUUCAAUAUGAUAACAAGUCACGUGGGCAGAGAACACAACUUCAACGGGCAGGUCACUACCGUAGACUUAUCCAUGGUCGUCAAAUGCGAGUAUUGCGAUUCCACAUACGUGGACUCGUCGUGGCUAAACAAACACCGGGACACGACGCACCCCCAAGACGGAAACCCCGAGGCGUUUGUGUGCGCUCUGUGCUCUUCUACUUUUAUCACAUAUUCCAGGCUGGCCACGCACAAGUUAACCCACGGUAUAAACACCGAGUCCACCUUGUUCGAAUGUCAGAUCGACAACGGCAACAACGUCGACCAGGACCGGUUCUGCAUACCUCAGUUUUUCUCGUGCGAGCACUGUAGUAAAACGUGCCUGCAUUACACGUACCUGUGCCUGCACCGAAAGCUCAAGCACACCGUGAACACGGGUAAGGUGAAGUGUAACCGGUGUCCACAAGAGUUCAAAUCGUCGUGGAAACUGGUGUACCACAAAAAAACCGUUCACGGAUUUAGCCUCAACCAGGAAGACCACACGGACGACGUGCACCAGUGUAACUUGUGUUCGCGGAAAUUCAACAAAGUUGGCGCGCUCAACUUGCACAAGACUCGCAGUCACAUCGACAACGGGGCCACCACUAGUAACGGCGGCGGCGGCGGCGGCAAGUACUUGUGCGACCAUUGCGGCAAAUCGCAGACCACCGAGCGGUCGUUGAACAGCCAUAAGAAAACCCAUUGCAAUCGGCUGCGCGUGGUCGCCGACAGCCAACAGACGUAUCAGAAAAUUCCGGCGGCAACGGCGACAUCGUCCAUGGAAAUCGAAACGCCGGCGGCAACACUUACGUCCGACAGAUUUGCUUGUACGUUCUGCCAGCUGGUGUUCGACGAAAGGACCGCGUUUGUCGAGCACAUCACGGGACAUACGGCCGGUCAGGCUGCGGUGUUGUCCGUCGACCACACGGUUUGCAAUCUUUGCAACAAGGACCUGUUGGACGUGGCAUUUCUCAAGUGUCAUCUGGAACAACACGCGCUCAUAAACCAGACGCUCACUUGUCACGUGUGUUGCACCGCAUUUCUGUCCGUCGAUGGGUUCGGUUUACACGUCCGCACCGCGCACCACAUGACCGCGGAGGAACCGGCGGAUCCCGUCGCCGACGACUUAUACGUACCGGAAAUAAAGUUUGUGGGCUUGCCGGAAGACCCGAUGGAAUACAAUCCGUUGGUCAUAGACUGUUCGAACAUGUUCGAUCCGUAUCAGACGGAACCGCUUGCCGUCAAUUCGGUAGACUUCAUCAAACAAGAACCCGUGUUCGACGAACUGUUGGAACUGAUGCCGCAGUCAAGCUUAGAACCGCAACAGGCCGACCAGCGUUUCCCGGAAACCGAUGACGAGCUCUACAACUUGUUGGUCGACCUAACCAGUUGA
Molecule: messenger RNA, 2937 nt
Organism: Adelges cooleyi (spruce gall adelgid)
Lineage: Eukaryota; Metazoa; Arthropoda; Insecta; Hemiptera; Adelgidae
Product: zinc finger protein 91-like
Exons: 2
Coding region: 1-2937 (978 amino acids)
Biological process (GO): regulation of transcription by RNA polymerase II
Cellular component (GO): nucleus
Molecular function (GO): DNA-binding transcription factor activity, RNA polymerase II-specific; RNA polymerase II transcription regulatory region sequence-specific DNA binding
Source: RefSeq, a predicted model, not a curated record